This is a messenger RNA of Uloborus diversus, 1016 nucleotides long. RefSeq lists its product as uncharacterized. Lineage: Eukaryota; Metazoa; Arthropoda; Arachnida; Araneae; Uloboridae. The transcript has 7 exons. The record is from RefSeq and is a predicted model, not a curated record. Bases 63 to 1016 code for a protein of 317 amino acids.
UUGUUCCAGAAAUCGAAAGUGUUUUUGUUUUGUUAAAAGUUUUAAAGUUCAAAUUCUACAUCAUGGCUUCGGAAAAAAGACCUGCAGAUGAAUCAGAUGAAGAAUAUUCAGAAUUUGAGACGAAUCUCAUUGAAAAGCUGAGGCUGAAUAAUGCACUUACUCCGGCUGAAAGGGAAUAUAUUCUGGAUCUGGUAACAAACAAUGAUGAUGAUGAUGAUGAUGAAGCUGAUGAAGGAAAAGCUCAUAAAGGUGUGCAAAUAAACAUGACAGGAACAAGCUUGCACACACAAACAGUGGAAGUCAUAGAAAGUGAAGAAGGGAAAGCUUCAUGUUCUGCGGAAAAAUCUCCAAUAGAACGUUUAAUGGACAAAACAUAUGAUGAUCGAAGAAUAUACAUUCUUUCUGAUAAUCCAAGGGUUGAAUAUGUCAAGGAAAAGUACCCACAUUUGUUUACAACUUCUCAGAUGAGAGCAGAACUGGACAGAAUUUUUUAUCCAGGAAAAUGUGAAGAAUUUCUUCAGAAAAUCUCCUUUUAUUCCAGAGUUAUUGUCGAUAAUACUGAUUGUUACAUAAUGCAAGGAGAAGUUAAAGACGUCGUGGAUAAAGCUCCAAGUGAAGAGGAACAAAAUUAUGCAAUCGAAGUUGGAUCUAUUUUACUGCUUCCUCCAACAGUUUAUGAUGAAAUGACAUUCUUGAGAUUUGAAAUUCCGAAUGAACAAGAAAAUUAUCCUUACAUCUGUGCAGACACCAAAGACUAUAAGGAUUUCUAUGUUAAAGGACUAUUGUUCAGAGUUAUAGUUGAGCAAGUUAAAGUUGGGGAAACUUAUAACUUUCUUGAGGCCGUGCUUCUGUUCUUUGCUUGUUUUUAUGUGUUUGACAUAGAGUAUCCUGAAAGAAGUAGAAAAACACUCGUUAUGAUGGAAAAGCUAUAUUUAGGUCUCAGAGACGAUGAUUCAUCUGAAUUGUGUGAUGAAUGUCUUGCUGCUCUUAAGUUCAUUAGUUCAAAAAAAGCAUAA